Messenger RNA from Microdochium trichocladiopsis, 2535 nucleotides. RefSeq lists its product as uncharacterized. NCBI's taxonomy places the organism in Eukaryota, Fungi, Ascomycota, Sordariomycetes, Xylariales, Microdochiaceae. The record is from RefSeq and is a predicted model, not a curated record. The coding region runs from base 1 to 2535 and encodes 844 amino acids. Gene Ontology annotation, molecular function: protein binding. The transcript has 6 exons.
AUGGCUUCCCCGAUGCUCCUGAUCAACCAUGACGCACUCCCUCCCGGUGUCGUUGUCCAAGAAGCCAAUUCAUCGAUGCCCCGUCGUACCUCUACCGUCACCGAAUCAGGAAAGCUCUCUCUUCAGUUGUCGCGCAGCCCGCCCCUCCACUCACCACCAGAUCAGGGGCAUACAAACCAGAGCGUUCGGCCCUCAAAAGUCUCGCUUGUCUGUCGUCCCCUCGUCGCUGGACCAUUGCGACAUGAGCAAACCUCUUUGGAAGCGUCCGAAACUCGACUGGUCAAGGGAGCUGGCCCUCAAUUGAGACGAUGUAUUCAAAGUAACUGGCAAAAGCCGUCGACUAACCUGCGCCUCGCGCCCGAUGCCGUCGACCUUUCAAAGACCGAUAUAUGGAAAGAGUGGAGAGGCAUGCUUCUGAAGGACAUGCCUUUCCUCCAAGUUCUGGCAUUCAUGCAGGCGCCCUUGACCUAUCCCCUGCAAAGAGACACAACAGCGCAGGAUCUUCCUCCGCAUGAUGUGUCGCUGCGGGUUGAGAUUGUUACUGGGUUCCUUACGAGGCCGUCCCUAGAUUUGGCCAGCGUGCUACCCUCACUAUUCCGCUCCCAUGACGAGACUCUGCAGUCAGCUGGAGCAUUGUCAUGGGAGAUAGACCCCUUCCACUUUCUCUCGCGCGCCAUCUUCCGUUUGAGUAAUUGCCUAGUUGAAAGGUCGCCGUUGUCUCGGGAAGAUCGGUUCAUGCACAAAAUCCUGUUCACUCGUAUUCCAGCAGCAGCCCUGCGAAUCCUGCUGCACAGUGACCUUCCAUCUGGGAGGGCUGCCCACAAGGAGUUGCUCAAACUGACAGCAUCGAUGGAUGACCAAGCAACAUUCUCGCUCAUGGCCUCUGAAUCUACAGCGAUUACGGAGAUGUCCCAACUCUCCAUAGUGAACCUCCUCUUAAAGCAUCGCAGCCGCCAGUGCCUAGAACUUGCCGUGCAGGGGCUUGCGCUCAACAUCAGCACAGCGACUGCAGUGGCGCGCCUUCUUGUGGACGCCAGCUGGGACCACCCAUACCUUCGGAGCCACUAUCGCCCACUUGUUCAAUGGCUGCAUUCGUAUUUCCUUGCGUCAAGCGCGGAGCACAUCCACACUGUCCAGAGCCAAACCCGCCUACGCAUCAGGGAGGGAUCUGACUCCCGUUAUCGCUUCGAUUUUUGCUUCGAUUAUCAUAGUCUUGCAAACAGCCUUCGCACGUGGGGCAUGUCAGAGCAUAUUGCUGAGCGCCUGGGCCUUCUGCCAGACCAGUACGCCGAGCGCACUCGGGAAAUCAAAAUCUUGCAGUGGGAAAUCGAAAAUCACGUUGCACCCUUGUUGCUGGCUAGCCGGAGUGGCCAGCGGCGGUGUGAUUGUAGUCUGUCGGAAGCUGAGGGCCUGGUAGUGUGUGCCUCUCUGCAAGACAUGUUGAAGCAGAUGAUCGGAACACAACAGUUUCACUGUUCUGCGCAGGAGAGCAGAAAUGCCGCGUCGACAUGGAAAUGGGCCUUGGGCACUCUUCUGUGGCAGAAGUAUGCUCAAUCCUACUCCAAGGGGCAUACUGUGCGCAGCGUCAUCGCACUACUGUCACUGCAGGAGUUAUUGCUGUGGGUUGUCGAUCAAUUGGCACGCUCCAGAACGUCGGAAACUUUGUGGACAAUCCUCGAUUCUGUUUUGGAUGCAGGCGCCACAUUCUGCGAGACAAGCCUUCGGCGUGCAGCUACAAGCUACAACAACCAGAGUCUAUUACAGCAUUUCCACCAAAUGGGUGCCGACAUCGCUGGGCUGGGUGCUCCUGCGCUGACUCGGGAACGUGGAGCUUGUCGCCUGGCUGCUCCAGACGGGGUUGAUGCCAAUGCCGUCAUCGACGUCGAAGGCAUACAGCAUACCAUCCUGGGAGCAUUCUUAGACGACGAACUUCGAGACUGGCCGUUUGCCAUAUGGAGUUGUCACGGCAAAGUAUUAAACAUGACAAAACUGCUCACAGAGGCAGGCACUCGAUUCCAGCACACCGGAAUCGAGUGUCAACCCUUCGGGGCACUUCGAGGACUAAUUUCGAGGAUUUUAGGUGAGGCCGAAUUGGCUCAGGCUCCAGAAGCCAUACGAACCUGGUGCGAUGAGGCGGCUCUCGUCAGUCCAGAGGCGAGCGUCCUUCUUGAAGCAUGCGUAGAGUCUGAAGCUUGGGAAGUGAUGCAGUUUCUGCUUGAUGCUGGAACUCCCGUGGCGAAUUCUCCCGUCCUCGCCACAGCCCUGUUGACAGCCGUGGCCGAUGGUGGGGAUGUUGAGCUCGCCAUGAUUUUGCUUGAAAAAGGGGCUGAUCCUAACCUGGCGCCGGGCUGCCGAUGGCCCAGUGCUUUGGACAGCGCUGCUGGUCGGGGGCGGCUCGACAUGGUGCAGCUGCUGCUCAACGCUGGUGGCACUAGUACACGACAAGGUGCAACAGCUUAUGACGGGGCGAUUGAGAUUGCCCAGCGGAGAGAUCAUGGCGAAGUGAGCGGCAUGCCCCAUAGAUACCUUGAGUAA